Molecule: messenger RNA, 1377 nt
Organism: Scleropages formosus (Asian bonytongue)
Lineage: Eukaryota; Metazoa; Chordata; Actinopteri; Osteoglossiformes; Osteoglossidae
Product: alpha-1D adrenergic receptor-like
Exons: 3
Coding region: 1-1377 (458 amino acids)
Biological process (GO): positive regulation of MAPK cascade; positive regulation of cytosolic calcium ion concentration; phospholipase C-activating G protein-coupled receptor signaling pathway
Cellular component (GO): plasma membrane
Molecular function (GO): alpha1-adrenergic receptor activity
Source: RefSeq, a predicted model, not a curated record
AUGUGCUGUCAAUGGCUUAAUAUCAUUUAUUCUGUAAUUCUGUCGCUGCUGCUCGGCGCGUUCAUCCUGUUCGCGGCGGGGGGCAACGCCCUGGUCAUCCUGUCCGUGCUGUGCAACAGGCGCCUGCGCACCGUCACCAACGUGUUCAUCGUGAACCUGGCCGUGGCCGACCUGCUGCUGAGCGUGGUCGUGCUGCCCUUCUCCGCCUCCCUCGAGGUGCUGGGCUGCUGGAGCUUCGGCCGCCUCUUCUGCGACAUCUGGGCAGCCGUGGACGUGCUCUGCUGCACGGCCUCCAUCCUGAGCCUCUGCGUGAUCUCCGUAGACAGGUACAUCGGGGUGAAGCACUCCCUGAAGUACCCCAGCAUCAUGACCGAGAAGAGGGCCGCUGUCAUCUUGGUGGGCGUGUGGACGUCCUCGGCGGUGGUGUCGGUGGGACCGCUCCUGGGCUGGAAAGAACCGCCGCCUGCCGAUGACAGCAUCUGCAGCAUCACCGAAGACCCGGGCUACGCGCUCUUCUCCUCCCUGUUCUCCUUUUACCUCCCGCUCGCGGUCAUCGUUGUCAUGUAUUGUAGGAUCUAUGUUGUAGCCAGAAGGACCACCAAGGGCCUCCAGGCAGGUGUGAAGAAGGAGGGCGGCAAAUCCAUGGAGGUCCUGUUGCGGAUCCACCGCAGGAGCGUCCUGAGAGAAGCGGAGCUCGAGAGCCAAGGCAAAGCUCAUCCUUUGCGGAGCUCCAUCUCUGUGCGCCUCAUGAAGUUCUCCAGAGAAAAGAAGGCUGCAAAGACCUUGGCCAUUGUAGUUGGGGUCUUCAUACUCUGUUGGCUGCCCUUCUUUUUCGUUUUUCCUCUCGGUUCCCUCUUUCCGACCUUAAAGCCUUCAGCGAGGGUCUUCAAAGUGAUCUUCUGGCUUGGCUACUUCAACAGCUGUGUGAAUCCCAUUAUCUACCCCUGCUCCAGCAAAGAGUUCAAGCAUGCCUUCAUCCAGCUCCUGAGGUGCCAGUGUCACCAGAGGAGGAGCAGCUGGAGGAAGUUCAAUGAACAGCGGUGGGCCGUGCCUGUGGGUCGACCGAGGACUCGGUUUUCCAUACCGGAGCCACUAUCACCAAGCUCCUCUUUCCUCCAGAAGACGUGGGGCCGUACCCUAAGCUUUCGUGGUUGGAGCUUACUCGCACCCCUCCAAAGAUCAUCUGUCAGACUGAGGGAGAAGAUAAGCAGUCUGUCCCACAGGAUCAAGAACGGGCAUGCUAAAAACUCAGCCCAGAUCCUGAGCAAAGUGAGUUUAGAUUCCAUUUCGGCGGGUGUCUUCAGUGAUCUUGAGUGCAGGAACUUUGAGGCACAUGAUGUGACCGAGUACUGCAUCCUCGAGGAAACGGACCUUUAG